Molecule: messenger RNA, 3341 nt
Organism: Neocloeon triangulifer
Lineage: Eukaryota; Metazoa; Arthropoda; Insecta; Ephemeroptera; Baetidae
Product: armadillo repeat-containing protein 2
Exons: 8
Coding region: 167-2944 (925 amino acids)
Biological process (GO): cilium organization
Source: RefSeq, a predicted model, not a curated record
AUGAGCUUUUUGUCAGCGGCAAAAGCACUUCUGCCUGCUUCCAGUUUCGCGAGUUCGGCGGUCGCUUUGGCUGCACUCUCGAGAAUAGGGAAACACUUUGAACGAGACUCAAGGAUGCUCGUAAUUCGAGCUGCAACAUCUUGGUGCGUCUCUUUGGUUUCUGCAAAUGGAAAGGAGAGUAAUGAAAAAUCCAUAUAUUAAUUUUUCGCGGUCUGGUGUGAAAUUACCGUCGGAAAAAUCAGCCGCCGACAAAACGACAGCAUCCAAGGCGGAGGAAAGUGCAUCUUCGGAAUCGCAUGUUUUCAGCAGCUCGAGGAGCGCAGCCAGCGAACGUUUUUUGCUCGGUUCUGAAAUCGAAACAAAAAUAGACAAUUUUUUCGAAAGGACGAGCCCGUCGAACGCCCACCUGUCAUUUGCAAAAGUUGUUCAUCAACCAGAAGAUCAAAAGCAUCAAAGCGCCGCCCUUAGCCGAAGUGCACCUUGGCGCCGCCCAAACACCUGCAGUGAGUGCAAAUUGGCAACAAUUCCAGCACUCGGCGCGCGCAGCAGUUGGCAGCUCUGCGCGCAGCAGUGCCAGCAGUGCGGUUCUCCAUCGAAAGGCGCCAGUUGCGCCGUUUCAAAAUCGAUGCGAAGACGAUGUGCGGCAGCCGACUGCGAUCCUGCGGUGCCGAAAAUAAUGCAGACGAAGUGCUCCAUUGAGAAGAAUUUGACGUCGCAAGUGGCCAAGCCGCAGAAGGUCUCGGGCCCGCCGUUUUAUGCAACGCCGCCGAGCAAGAAGACGAGCGCCGAGAUUAUCAACGAGGCCAGGGCGGCCGUCGGCCUCCGCGUCGGCAUGAAGGCCGUCAGCACCAAGAGGCCCUUCACGCCGAGGGACAAGCAGAGGAGUUUGUUCGGCAAAAACCGCGGGUCUCAAAGACCCCCGAGUAGCAUUUCCAGUUUGAGUUUGCACGUGGAAGAGGAAAGUGGUCCUUGGGGUAUUCGGCUGCCGUUGAUUUCACAGAGGGAGGCGAAGCACCACAAGAGCAGGGCGCAGCAACCAUUGAGCAAACUUCCAUUGGACUCGAUCAAGAAAAAUAAUAGCAAACCGCUAGAAUCGUUGUCUGUCGGGGCGUUGAUCGCCGAAAGUCAGAAGCAGGCUGAGGGCCAAAGCUGCGCAAAUGACGACACCAGCGAUGAGAUCCAGUCGCUCAUCAAAGUUAUGCAAAUAUUGGCUGCAGACGGUGGAGAUGCGAAGGAAAUAGAAGCAACGCUGCGAAAAGUUUACAAUGCAUGUGAGCGGGCAGAAAUGCUCGGGCGCCGACAAACGUCCAACCCUACUAGGGCGCACUUGCUGCAGACGUUAUUUUUAUUUGUGGAAAAUGACGAGCAAAGGGUGCAAAUGCAAGUGGCUCGAAUUCUCCUGGGACUCCAAGUCAUGGGUUCGAAUUUAAGCGCCGUCUGCAAAUUACUCUUCAAAGUUUCAAGGAGCGACCAAAAUGACAAAUUAUUUCUGGAGGAUAACGUCCUAGAAUUGCUUUUGGAGCGACUCGGCGCGGCCAGCUUGUUGGAGGACUCGGAGGCCUGCGUUUACGGCUACGGCGCUUUGAAGUGCAUCACUCUUGAGCCGCGAAUUGUAGCCCGUGUUCGCGAGCUUGGUGGUUUGGCCCUGAUGGUUCUGCACCUGAAGCUGACCAACCUGAUGGCCCACGAAGGAUCAAGUGUCCCUGAAAAGGUACAACCGGCCCUUUUCCAGCUGACAGGCGCCCUUCGACACAUGGCCGGCGACCAGACCGGUCUGCCCUUCUUGGCCAGCUGCGGUGCCGUGGCCCAGCUCUGUCGAACCCUGCAACUCUUCCCGAACGACCCUGACCUGGUGACCAACGUCGUGCGCACCUUGAGCAUUGCCUCGAUGGACGAGACCUGCUGCGACGCCAUUGUGGCCCAACAGGGCAGCCUGAAGAAUUUCGUUUUCCUCCUGCAGAAGUACCCUGAGCGUCAGGACCUGGUGGUCAGGUUGAGCUACGCCCUGGGUAACCUGAUGGCCCGCAGCGAGCACGCCAGGAACCAACUUUUGGGCGAGGAAGGCACUCGGACUGCGGUGCUGUCCGUCCUUGAAAGGUGCUACCAGGAGGACCAACGAGGUGCAGCCUCUGCUCUGCAUGCCACCGAGGACGUCCUGGUCAAGGUCCUCCGAGUGGUGGCCAACGCCAGUUUGAGUGAGACCGUCGGUCCCGGCCUUGCAGAUAGUCCUGAGGUUUUGUCCGCCAUCCACGGGGUGCUGACCAACCAGGCGGCGUCUGAAGAGCUCCUCCUGGGCGCCCUUUUGACCUUGAACAACCUUUCCUUCUACCCGAGUGCCGUCGAGUCGCAACUGGCUGAGCAGCAGCUUGUGUUUGCCGAGGACCUUCUGCCACUUCUCGCCAAGGACGUCCCUGAGCCUGUUACAGUGGAGGCACUCAGGGUGUUUGGCAACCUGAGCAGGUGGAAGGACACGCGGAGUUUUUUACUGGAUCAAGAGGGCCUUUCAGACCGAGUUGUGUCUCUAUUGAGUGAGGGUGACCAAGCGAUUCAAUAUGUGGCCAUUGGAGUUCUCGUUAAUUUACUUUCUGACCCAGACGGACGUCCAGCUUUGAGAAAUAUAGGAAUCAUAUCAAAGCUCAUAUCAUUAGUGCAGUCGCAGAACAAUGAUUGGGAACUGGCCUCCCUCACUUGCCAAGCUGUUUGGAACUGUUUGGCAGACAUAUCAGAUCUUUCCAAGAUCAUGGACGAGCAGCAAACGGAUAAAUUAGCAAACACGCUGGCUGAUAUGCUUGAUGAGGAAAAAUUAUUCGGAGUCGAGGAGGGUCAAGAGGUGCCGGAGCACGUAGCAAAAACCUUUGAAUACCAAAUGUGGGACGAGUUUGCCAGUGUGGCAACCAAUUUGCUAGAGAGACUGGAGAGUUUUAUAGACCAAAACUGCAACUAGAUGCCUUUUGAAAGCCUUUGCAUAUUUUGCAACAACGAACCGUGUUUAUUGUCAGUUUGACACAAAUGACUAAUCUUUGAAUAUCGCGCUUGCUAUUUAAGCAGAAAAAAUGCCUAAUAGUUCCAUAAAAUCACAAUGCAUGAAAAUUACGACAUGUAUAUAAAUCACAGAUAACACUCAAUAAUAUUGGAAGACAAUUUUGUGGUUUCCGGUUGAAGCGAUUAUAUGGACAUGCUUACGCGCUACUUUGCCACUGCAGAAACAACUACGUUGGGCUGCUCGAUGUCAGACUUGCUCUGGAUCAGCUGCAACUCCAAAUGCGCCUUGCUUGGUGGUUUCCCGCCAGACAGCACUAAAAUGGUUUUUAAAAGGAUUUGUUAUUGUUGAAAAAAUAAAA